GUCUCGGGCCCGAGCAACCUGCCCUGUCGAAGCCAGCUUCCUCAGCACUCUUUUAAUCUUUCAGACGAACUGCAAACGAAAACUUGUACUGAUAAAUAGACCGAUUAAAAACUCUACAAUUGCUUUUAGCUGCUCAAUUGAGUCUUCAUAAGAGCAUAGCACAACAUGACCGCCCAAACUGAGCCCGAGAUUGUCAUGUAUGACUUGGCCUGCACCAAGAACAUCUGCUUCUCUCCCACUGUCUGGCGAAUCCGCUUAAUGCUUAACUAUAAGCAUAUCUCUUACAGAACCAUCUUCCUCGAAUUUCCAGACAUUGAGCCCACGUUGAAAGAGCUCGGCCUGGUCCCAGGCCAAUCUGCUUCUGGGUCCAAAUACAAAUACACAGUCCCCACAAUCCAUCACGUGCCGACCAACACAUACAUAAUGGACUCGGUCCCCAUCGCGCAGUUCCUAGAGUCAACGUACCCGGACCCGCCAGUACCGCUGACGUCGGAGCUGGGCCGCGAGAUCGAGGCUAAAGCACGUGCUGUGGUCGGCACGGCCUUCCGUACGUCAGUGAUGCCGCGGGAGAUGGGCAUCCUGUCACCGCGCGCACAGGAGUACUUUCGGCGCACGCGGGAGGCCUCGCUCGGGCACCGGCUCGAGGACCUGCUUGACCCGGACAAGGAGGAGCAGACCUGGGACGCAGUAGCCGACGACAUGCGAGCCGUCGGCGAGCUGAUGCGGACGCACAAGGCCGACGGGCAGUUUGUGCUAGGUGCUUGGCCGAGCGGCACCGACUUCUUCAUCGCGGGGUCCCUCCAAUCUGCGAGGGUGGUAGAUGAAGGGACGUUCCAAAGGAUUAUCAAGUACCCUGGUUAUAGGGAGAUUUACGAGGCAUGUCUGCCUUACAUGGAGAAGAAGGACUGA
Molecule: messenger RNA, 909 nt
Organism: Lindgomyces ingoldianus
Lineage: Eukaryota; Fungi; Ascomycota; Dothideomycetes; Pleosporales; Lindgomycetaceae
Exons: 2
Coding region: 166-909 (247 amino acids)
Source: RefSeq, a predicted model, not a curated record